Messenger RNA from Pseudomassariella vexata, 1921 nucleotides. RefSeq names its product mitochondrial ribosomal protein. Bases 176 to 1585 code for a protein of 469 amino acids. Gene Ontology annotation, biological process: mitochondrial translation. Gene Ontology annotation, cellular component: mitochondrial small ribosomal subunit. Gene Ontology annotation, molecular function: structural constituent of ribosome. Lineage: Eukaryota; Fungi; Ascomycota; Sordariomycetes; Amphisphaeriales; Pseudomassariaceae. The transcript has 2 exons. The record is from RefSeq and is a predicted model, not a curated record.
UUCAGAUUCACACUCCAAAAAUUGUACUUUUCGUCCACUAUCCUGGCUUUAUCGAUAACAUACCGGGGGUCGAUUUCUCCGCGCCCCGAGACUUGCCGGCAGCUAGCUCCCAAAUUUAACGGCCUAGGACCCUGGUAGAAACUCAACCUUUGACGGACUUUGAUGCGACAUAACGAUGACAAUGGCGAGUCCCAAUUGCUGGCGCUGCCUCGCGCGGCCGUCUCAACGACUGCUGGUGCCGACUUCGAUAGCAGGCCCCUCCACAACUGCGGCAUUCACCACAUCAGCCGCCCGUUUCGCCGGCGAGAGGAAGGAGGCCGGCGGCAACCCCCUCUCGCGACACAUUCGAUCGGGCAAGAAGCUUAUUCUCGGCAAGAAGAGGCACAAGGGCGACAAGAGCAGCGGCAAGUCCGUGGGCGAGGGCGAGCGAAAGGCCUUCAGGAAGCGUAUAACGCUCAGUAAUAACAAUGCCCUCGAUGUACCAGGACUCGACGAAAUCACGGCCGAGAACAUGACGGACCAGGCUGCCGUGGGACAGGUCAUGGGCAUCCCGGAGGAGGUGAUCGACCAAUUGAGAAUUGUAGAGGCCUUUAAGCCAACGCAGCAAUGGGGCUUGUUCAGACGUCCGCACAUGCUGAUCAGACGGGAGACUGUCGACUUUGUCAAAGCCAUGACGGAGACGGUGGCAAGGAAGGGGACGUUCAGGUCGGUUGUGACGGGGCCGAGAGGCAGUGGAAAGAGCAUGCUGGGGCUUCAGGCGCUCUGUGCCGGUUUUCUGAACAAAUAUGUGGUUAUCAAUAUCCCCGAAGCCCAAGAUAUCGUCAACGCUCACACAGAGUACGCCACCAUCCCCAACACGAAUAUGUUCUCCCAGCCUGUCUACCUCAUCAAGCUCAUGCAAGAUAUGUAUGCCACCAACAAGGAAGUCCUGUCUAAACAACAAGUCGGCCUCGAUCACAUGCAUCUCCCCAUCUCCGUCCCCCGUGGUUGGUCGCUCGCCCAGUUGGCCAGCGCAACCAAAGAGCCGGAAUUCGCCUGGCCCGUAUUCCAGGCCCUGUGGAAAGAACUGCUCCUCCCAGGCCGUCCACCCAUUAUGUUCUCCCUCGACGGCCUGAGCCACAUCAUGCGCCCGAGUGACUAUCGCAGCCCAUCUUUCGAGCUCAUUCACAGCCAUGACCUGAGUCUCAUCCGACUUUUCGUCGAUGCGUUGGGCGGCAAGACGCACUUUGCCAACGGAGCUAGCAUUGUCGGUAUCAUGACCAAGGGCAACUCGCUGAAGAUCAAGUCCUUGGAGAAGGCGCUGGAGCAAGCGGCAGCCGCGCAAGCUGGGCUCAAGAUUCCACCCCGGGACCCGUUCUAUUCCAAAUAUGACGAGAAGGUCUUUGAAUCCCUGAAGGGCGUCGGUAUAUUUGAGGUCAAUGGCGUAUCCAAGGCCGAGGCGCGUGCGUUGAUGGAGUACUGGGCUGCGAGUGGAAUUCUCAGGAUGAGGAUUGAUGAAAAGAACGUCAGUGAGCGAUGGACGCUGGCAGGCAACGGAGUCCUAGGUGAAAUGGAGCGGGCUAGCUUGUUCCCGUUGAGGUUAUAGAUGUAUUUGCAAGUACAGACGGUGGAAUGAAAAGGGGCGAGAUGAGCAUUGUAUGAUCUUGUACAAAUAUAGACGUACAGCUAUGUAAAAAUAACUGCUAGACAACCAUAUCGGUGAGGCGUUUCAAUUACCCUGGGCCUGUGGAUAUGUCGCUGAGAUGGUGAGCUAGAGGUAAAAGAGUCAUGCCCUUAACUUAAGGCGAUCAAAGUUCAUCACGCACUAUGAAUCAUAUGUGACCGCAGUUUUUGGUUUGAGCUGGUAGAUAUGCAGUAUCCCUUGACGAACCGGGUUGAGGUCUACUCCCACCUGCGCUUUAAUGAAAAGCAUAUUUGGUAC